AUGAACGCGAUUUAUUACCUGUGUUGCAUCCUUCUCCUGGCCCAUCUCCACGAUCGAGCCUUUGGAAUGAAAAAAUUUACCGGCGGAGAAAUCACCAAGGGCGAUUUCAGCGAAGCCUUUCAGCGACCUCUCCUAGAAAGCCAGCUACAGACUCCCGAGGAAAAGCCCCGUCGUGCUAAAGGAAUUUUGGGAAAUUUGUUCAAGGGGAAACAAAAAGGUCAAACGAGCUCGGAGAAACCAAUUGUACACGAAGAGACUGAAGAGCGUCUCAUGGCGCGUUGGGUAGGCACGAUUUACCUUCCAAGCUAUUGCAAAAUGUUCCUAGGUGGUACGGUCCCAGGUAACCACCCACCAGUAUCUUUUACAGAGCUUGCUAGAAACAUCGAGCCAGUUCGUGAACUGCAGAGAAAACGUCAAUCGGCAGACUCAGGUACUAUGGCCACGCUAGCGAACGACGUGGUAAAUCAUAUGAUCGAGCUGAAAGGAGAGAACAAUGACGAGCUAGCCCAGAUUGCGACCUGUGCCAAAGCACUUUACAAACUGAAUUUGGAAAAAGGGCACCGAAAACCCCUCUACGAUAAGCUGGAUACCUAUAUUCGUUCUCAAGGCCUUGCAGACGACCGAAUCAAACUUUUAUUGGGAUAUCUCCUGUUGGAGCUACGCUAG
Molecule: messenger RNA, 666 nt
Organism: Puccinia triticina
Lineage: Eukaryota; Fungi; Basidiomycota; Pucciniomycetes; Pucciniales; Pucciniaceae
Exons: 5
Coding region: 1-666 (221 amino acids)
Source: RefSeq, a predicted model, not a curated record